CCCAGCUAAGUCUCAAAACCGAGCAGAUUGCAGCUGUUUGGUUAAAGUUUACUGCAAGGUUUGCAAAGACGAAAGUUGUGGUAAGUUUUUUGGUUUUUUUCUUUGUCUCUGAACCACAUUUGGGAAAGUCAUCUGGCUUUUAGGUUUAAAUCGAGAGGAAUAUAAAUCGUGGUAAUCAUAUACCACCACUGAGGUGAGAAUUAGCGGGUAUGAGCUCAGAGGAGGAGUCAGUGGAUCAGACACCGCCCACCUGCGGUCUGCUGGGCCUUCUGCUGAAGAACAGGCGUCCCACCGGAGCUGUCAACGAGGUCUGGCCCGACCUCUUCAUUGGGAACGCGGCGACAGCUCGAAAUAAGACGCUGCUACAAAAUCUGGGAAUAACACACGUGGUGAAUGCUGCAGAUGGCCCUCAGCACAUUGACACCGGGCCUCGUUUCUACAGAGACACCAACAUACAGUAUCAUGGAGUAGAGGCAGCAGACUGCAGAGAUUUUGACUUGAGCCCGUUCUUCUCAGAGACUGCUGAUUUCAUUCACGGAGCUCUGAGUCAGAAAGCUUCACUGACCCUGUUCAAGAAAACUAUCCUGCCAGGUAAGGUACUCGUCCACUGCGCUCGGGGAAUCAGCCGCUCAGGAACCCUCGUGUUAGCCUUCCUCAUGAUCAAAGAAGGUCUUACCCUGGUGGAAGCCGUGGAGCUCGUUUGCAGGAGCAGAAACAUCCUCCCAAACACUGGGUUUCUGAAUCAGCUCUGUCAGCUGGACUCAGCUUUGCACAGAAGAAAAAUGUAACAUUCGGAGGUGGAGAGAGCGCGUGGAUGACGUACU
Molecule: messenger RNA, 824 nt
Organism: Gambusia affinis (western mosquitofish)
Lineage: Eukaryota; Metazoa; Chordata; Actinopteri; Cyprinodontiformes; Poeciliidae
Gene: dusp13a
Product: dual specificity phosphatase 13a
Exons: 4
Coding region: 210-788 (192 amino acids)
Biological process (GO): protein dephosphorylation; negative regulation of MAPK cascade
Cellular component (GO): cytoplasm
Molecular function (GO): protein tyrosine/serine/threonine phosphatase activity; MAP kinase phosphatase activity
Source: RefSeq, a predicted model, not a curated record